CUUUUUAGGACACCGUAGCGCGCUUUAUGUUGACAUGCAGCAGCUGCUUGUGUCAGUGCGGUUAUAAACCAGUGACAUGCUGCAUUUAGGAGUGUGUUGUUUUUACUGUCAUCGUCAUUUAUAGUGCCUUAAAGUUUCUAAACCAUGGAACCUGCUGUAGUUGUGCCAAAAGAGGCGAAUAAAUGGGACAUUCGCCUGAAAGUGUGGGAUUACAUCGAGACCAAAGAUCUGGCCACUUUCCCCAGACCUGUACACCACAGGAUCCCAAACUUCAAGGCCGCUUCAGUAGCCUGUGACCGGUUUUCUGUCCUGCAGGAGUUCCGGUCCAGCAACACUGUCAAAGUCAACCCUGACAAACCACAGGAGCGAGUUCGCUUUCACGUCCUACAUGCUGGAAAAACACUGCUGGUCCCGACGCCUCGGCUACGGACAGGACUGUUUAACAGAAUCGUUCCUCCACAUGGAGCCACCAAGGAGGACCUGCGAGUGUGCUCGACAUCUCGGGGUGUUAAAGAGUUCAGUGUUCCUGUGGGUUUGGACUCGAGAAUUCACGUGGAUCUGGUAGUUGUUGGUUCUGUCGCUGUAUCAGAGAAAGGUUACAGAAUUGGGAAAGGUGAAGGAUUUGCUGACAUGGAAUAUGCCAUGAUGGUCUCGAUGGGAGCAGUGAACGAAUCCACGGUGGUUGUGACUGUUGUUCAUGACUGCCAGGUUGUGGAUAUUCCAGAGGGACUGACAGAAAGUCACGAUCUCACCGUGGACUACAUCCUCACACCGAGCAGGAUCAUCAAGACUGAGUGUAGGAUCCCCAAACCACAGGGCAUCAUUUGGUCAAAGCUAGAUACAGAAAUGCUGGAGAAAAUUCCCAUCCUGAAAAAACUGCGUGCCUUUGAACAGAAGGCUGGAAAAGACGUAACUCUGAAAGUCUCCUCUGCAGAAAGUGUGAAGAUAAAACAGGGGUAUAAACCCAAACACGAGCCCAAUCCCAAUUAUGCUUCAGAACCAGACCCGAGGCAAGAUGGUAGCCUUUCUGCUUCUGGCUCAGGUGAAGAACCUGAUGUGAGUCGUGAACGUCCUCGGGCUCCUGUAAACACGCUGUAUUUAGGUGGUCUUCCAGCUGGACUGCGGGUGAGCGAGUUAAAGGGUUUCCUGAGAGAGCGAGAUGUUCUACCUGUUAGACUCAUCUGGCAGGGGGCACAGCGCAGGGCGUUCCUCGAGUACGCUGAUGAACGAGCCUCGGAUCAGGCUCUGGAUAUCCUGCAGGGGCUCUGUGUUAACGGCCACGUGCUGCACAUAGAAAGAGCCAAACACCAAAAGAGCUUCCGUAGACCUGGUGCUUCCAAAGACUUAUCAACGACGAACCUGGUGGAAAAUCUCAGACUACAGCAUCCACUACAACCAGUGACAACAGGGUCCCAGAGGAGAGGAGAUGCUGGAGGAAAAACCCGAAAAAUGUUACAGCAUUGUGAGAUUUCAGGGGAAGAAGUUAGACAUCAAACAUGAUCUGAUCAUGAGCCGACAAUAAGAAUCGUUUUGUGGAAAAUAAAAUUCAGAAAAUCUUUUGAUUGUU
Tachysurus fulvidraco (yellow catfish) is the source of this 1567-nucleotide messenger RNA. It is a transcript of the gene mthfsd, whose product is annotated as methenyltetrahydrofolate synthetase domain containing. Lineage: Eukaryota; Metazoa; Chordata; Actinopteri; Siluriformes; Bagridae. Bases 145 to 1500 code for a protein of 451 amino acids. Gene Ontology annotation, cellular component: cytoplasm. The transcript is spliced from 8 exons. Gene Ontology annotation, molecular function: RNA binding. The record is from RefSeq and is a predicted model, not a curated record.